CCUCCGUGCUUGUGUCUCUGGUCGGCUCUCAUUCGAGGAAGCUUCUGCUGCUCGUAAAAUAAAAAAAGGUUCCUUCAGAUGAAUGGCUUGUCAGGGCUGCUUGAUUAGCCCAGCAGCAGCUAAACGCCUUCAGUCCUACGGCUGUUGUCACAUAUUAUGAGCUACAUGUGUGGCUCGGUGUCGGGGAUUUGUUUUGCUACAAGCUAGCUAGCUAGCUGUUGGCUAAGUUAGCCGGCUAGCUAACAAGCUCCGGUGCCGCUAGUGGUGCUACAUAGCCGGGGCUAGCGAGGAAACCGUGUCCUGCGACAGCAUAGCGUGAACGUGUCCAGCGACCAUGGCUAACGUCACAGACCUUCAAACUAAAUACAGCAAGCUGGCACAGGAGUACUCCAAGCUCCGUGCCCAGAACCAGGUGCUGAAGAAGGCAGUUGUGGAUGAACAGGCCAGCUCUGCCUCAUUUAAGGAUCAGCUUAAGCAGAGGGACCAGAGCCUAAGGAAGCAGGAGCAGGAGAUGGACAGUCUCAGCUUCAGGAACCAACAGCUGGCCAAACGGGUGGAGCUGCUGCAAGAAGAGCUAGCUGUCAGUGAAGCCAAGGGCAAAAAGGGGAAGAGCAAAGCAGACUCUCCAUCACAGCAUGGUCUGGAGACUCAGAAUGUUUUUGAUGAGGACCUGCAGAAAAAGAUAGAAGAAAACGAACGACUUCAUAUUCAAUUCUAUGAAGCAGAUGAGCAGCACAGGAAGCAGGAAGCCGAGCUGACGACACGACUCCAGCAGCUGGAAAAAGACUCGGAGCAGCACCAGGCUGUUGUGGACGGACUCACCACUAAGUACAUGGAAACAAUUGAGCGUCUGCAGAGUGACAAGGCUCGUUUAGAGGUGAAAGCUCAGACUCUGGAUAGGGAAGCAAAGGAGUGCAGAAUUCGUACAGAAGAGUGUCAGCAGCAGUUGAGGCGGUGCCAGUCAGAGCUGAACAGACAGGUGAAACAGAGCAGCAGUGUUAUCCAGGAGAAAGUGCCCUUCAAUGACACCAAAUUUGGUGACUACAACAGCCUAAAUGUGCCACCACACAAUCGAAGGCACCAGCUUAAAGCCCGGGACGUGGCGGGUCAGGCCCUGAGCUUUAUUCAGGACCUGGUGGCCGCUCUGUUGAACUUCCACUCGUACACAGAACAGAGAGUGCACAUCUAUCCCCUGGACUCCUCCAUUGAGACCAUCUCCCCUCUAAACCAGAAGUUUUCUCAGUAUCUACAUGAGAAUGCGGCCUAUGUGCGCCCCCUGGAGGACGGCUUUCUGCAGUUACACCAAAGUAUCACAGAGGACACCGUCACAGUACUGGAGACUGUGGUCAAGCUGAAGAGCUUUGCCGAUAAUUUCUCCUCAUACACCCAGUUCCAGCGAAAGAUUCUUCCCUACCAGCUGAAAAGCCUGGAAGAAGAGUGCAGUGCUCCUCUUUGUACCGCUGCCCUUAUUGCGAAAAACAAGGAGUUGCAGAGUGACAUGAAGAGAGUGACUUCUGUGUUUGAGAAGCUGCAGAGCUACAUUAAGCUUCUGGCCUUACCUAGUGUUCAGCAGGAUGCCAUGCCACAGAGCAGCACCUCAGCUGUCUUCACCCAGCUGGCAGCCUGCCUACACAGUCUUCACGAUGCCAUCAAAGAGAUGUCAAAGCACUAUAACCAGAAGGCCAGCUUGGAGCAGGAGCUCCCCACCAUCACCCAGAAGCUCUGCACCACCACAGAGUGCCUGCUGGGAUCUUUGGCCUCUCUAACCAGCAGCACUGGCAAGAUUGCCACUUUCUUUAGCAACAACUUGGACUUCUUCACAUCCCCAGGCUACAGUCCAAGAGGCAGCACAGUAGCACUCAACCCCUUACAGGCAGAGAGUAUGCUGGCCAACAAAAAGAAAGCAGCUGCCUAUAUACAUGCUAUCAAACAGGGCAGGCCUCAGUCUGUUCCAUACAGAGAAGCCCUGUCAAACCGUCGUAUACUCACCAGCUCCACAGAGAGCAGAGAAGGUCUCUCCCAGCAGGUGCAGCAGAGCCAGGAGAAGAUUGCCCGGCUGGAGCAGGAGAAGGAGCACUGGCUCCUGGAGGCCCAGCUGGGGAAGGUGCGGUUGGAAAAGGAGAACCAGCGCAUUGCGGACCUGGAAACACAGCUCGCAGCAGCUCUAGGGGGAAGUCCAAACUCCCAACCAGCUGCAGCCAGCACGCUUUCCCAGAGCCACGAGGAAGCAGAGCGAGAGCAGAAGGAUGAGGGGAAAGAGACGACGCUGUGCACCAGCCUGGUUGGCAUGUUGUGCACAACACCGACAGUUGAGCAUCAGGUGGGAGACGAGGAGUCCUGGGAACAGCUGAUAAAGACUCACUACAUGGUCAGAGUGGGAGAGCUCACCACCCAGCUCCAGAUUUCAGACAGCAAAGCUGUGCAUUUCCACUCUGAGUGUCGAGCUUUGGCCAAGAGAUUAGCCAUUGCAGAAAAAUCAAGGGAGACUCUGAGCGAGGAGGUCAAACUGGCUAAUCAGAACAUCACCCGCUUGCAGGACGAGCUGACUACAACGAAGAGGAGCUACGAAGACCAGCUCAGCAUGAUGAGCGACCACCUGUGUAGUAUGAAUGAGACUUUGAGCAAGCAGAGAGAGGAAAUCGACACGCUCAAACUGGGCAGCAAGGGAAACACAAAAAAGAACAAAGGUCGCUAGAGCUGCCCUCUCAACUCUGGCUCCAUUUUGGCACCACAAAAAGCACCUUGAGAGAAGAUCUGGUCUGUGGAGCCUCCCAGCACUGUCACCAAACCACAGGACGGCUCCAUGAGCUCCAGAUCCCGCCACUGUCAGGCAGUGGCAAUACGAACUUGUAUGGAGACUUGAACAUGUUUGCCUAAAGAAGCUUCUUUUUUUCCCCCCCUUUUCCUUGUCACAGCACCGUUUUAACACACCAUGAUUUGCAACACAUGCUUUCUGAAACUGCACCGGAAGCUGCUGCUUGACCUUUUGGCCAAAGCAGAGUGGGAGAGAAACAGCUUUCCACCCAAAAGGGACAGAGAAAGAUAAACAGUGGGAAGAGUCGAUGCUGGUAAUGCUAACUGACGUCAAGACUUAAAGACCAAACCCUGUUAAUCAGCGUGUGUACUUUCCCUGCUUUUUUUUUAACGUAUGUGUAAAAGAAAAAUGAAAAUGUUGGUGUGGCUGUAUGUGUGCAGAGUGUCAUCUCAUCGUUUGACUGUGACACCAGGCUUAACAAUAUGCGAGUAUUGAUUUACAUGUAGAAAUUAUAUAUAUUUUUUUUUAGAUCAAAUUUCAGAUAAUUUGCGCAAGUGGUUCCAAGGCUGUAUGUAAAACGACAUACAGCAUAAUACCCCUAACAACACAUGCAAAUAUCUUGAGCUUCUGUAAAGAAGGGCUUUAAAACCUGAAUGAACAACAAACAAAGACAAACUUGAAUUCAUUCCUAAUUUUGGAGAUUUUUCAGUCCUGUGGGAGUGGAGCUAAGGCAUGAAAAAAAUGUCUGCCUUGAAGCACUGAUUAACUGUGUUUACUUAGACAAAAAGAGUAGGAUGGACAAGUCGGAGCGUGUAAAAUGGUGUCAGUCCGUCUCUGUGAAGUUACUCUGAAACAAUAGUUGUUUUUAUCACCAAAGUAAGUGUGGCUGUGCACUCAGAAGCCCGGUGUGGCACAGCAGUCUCUAAAUUCAUGUUGUAAUAUGUAUGCACAAAAAGGUUUAAUGUGAAUAUACACUCAUUUGAAAUCAUGAUAUAAUUGUACUGUAUCAUUUCUAAAAUAUAUAUAUAUAUACACAAAGGCAUUUAUUCAGAGGUUACAAAUGUUUAUUUUACCCCAAAAUUGGAAAACUGAGUCUUCAGCUAGUUUUUCUCCUGUAAGGUUAGAUCAUGGGGAACAGUCAUAUUGAGGGAUUUGACCCAUAAUGCAACUGGUGCUUGGAUAACCUGAUGCAUGAGUCAUGGGAGAGUGCAGUUAAAGUUUACAGUAAAGUACAACUUCUUUGGCGUGUAGUGACAUGAGGAAAAUAAAAAUAAAAGACCAACAAUGGUUAUGAGCAGUUCAUUCAAACCCCCAUUUGCCAGUCUACACCUGCCAGCAAACCUUUUCAUCAUAAAAGAUUUUCCCACAACCCCAAACUGAUUCUUUUUUUUUUAAAGAAUAUUAAUACUUGUAUUCUCACAAUGUAACCUGUUCAAAAAGCACAUAUAAAUGUGUGAAACAAAAUAAAAAAACUUGUUCAACAUUUAAA
Messenger RNA from Anoplopoma fimbria (sablefish), 4244 nucleotides. RefSeq names its product protein phosphatase 1, regulatory subunit 21 (gene ppp1r21). Gene Ontology annotation, cellular component: membrane; early endosome. The record is from RefSeq and is a predicted model, not a curated record. The transcript is spliced from 22 exons. Bases 335 to 2695 code for a protein of 786 amino acids. NCBI's taxonomy places the organism in Eukaryota, Metazoa, Chordata, Actinopteri, Perciformes, Anoplopomatidae.